Mytilus californianus (California mussel) is the source of this 593-nucleotide messenger RNA. RefSeq lists its product as uncharacterized. The transcript has 3 exons. The record is from RefSeq and is a predicted model, not a curated record. Bases 154 to 477 code for a protein of 107 amino acids. Lineage: Eukaryota; Metazoa; Mollusca; Bivalvia; Mytilida; Mytilidae.
AACAUCAAUACAAAUGCUAUCUAAUUUAAUGGUGACUAACACGUAAUUCUGAUAUAGUCGAUUAAGUUUUUUUUUUAAAAGCAAUUACUUUUCCGGAUAUAUAAAUACUUAGCAGCAUUCAUCUUGGAUAUCUGCUAAAAACUUUUUCGCAGUAUGAUGCACCUUCUGCUGUUUGUGUUUUUUCUUAUCGUAGGGCUGUCUUCAACUGUAGAUGGGUAUUGUUUUGUGAUGCCACCAACAGAUUGUUUCUACAAAGGAAAAAUAAUAAAAGAUAAAACAGGUUAUAUAUCUACCGAAGAAUGUAUCAACUGUAGCUGUACGAAAGGAUCCCUGCACUGCUGCUCUAUUGGCGGGUACAUCACUAGUCAUUCUGCUAAUUGUAAAGUGGUACCUGAUGGACCUUGUUCGCAAAAGGCUGUCCUUAUUACUGACGAAAAACAGCCGUGUCCAGGAGGAAUUGCCAUGGUUGGGCGUUGAAUUUGAAUAAAUGACCUAUCUUAUUUAAUAUCGUAGUUAUAAAAUUGUUUAUGAAAUUGUUUAGUGAUGUAAAUAAGCCUGUAUAACUUCUAAUAUAUUCAUAUUUUUUUCCUCAA